This is a messenger RNA of Paramuricea clavata, 1682 nucleotides long. The record is from the annotation of a GenBank genome assembly. Lineage: Eukaryota; Metazoa; Cnidaria; Anthozoa; Malacalcyonacea; Plexauridae.
AUGCGUAGUUGGUGGUGUGGUCCGGACUUCCUGCAAGGUGACGAGUCUGGCUGGCCAAAGAAUACCAAGUUUCAAGGGGAUAAUUUCGUAGAUCAAUUGCCCGAAUUUGAAGAAGUACAAUCUGUGUCUACAACCUUGGUUCAGGAUGAGAAAUCAACUAUUGGCGAGUUAAUCGAUUGUAAGAAUUACAGCGAUUAUGAGAAACUCGUUCGUGUCACCUGCUACGUGGUUCGCUUCGUAAAAAGUGUGCGGAAAAUGAAAGAACGCCGACCAUCAUCCUUGGAGCUAGACGAAAUCGAAUUGUCCGAAGCAGAAAUUUCGUGGACAAAAGACGCCCAGAGAUACUUUCGAGCAGAGCCUAAUUUCAAGCAAAGAAAAAGGUCGUUGCGACUAUUCGAAGAUGAGGAUGGAAUUUUAAGAUCGCAAGGAAGACUGGAUUUCACUCGAUUACCUUACUGUACACGUCAUCCAGCCGUUUUGCCAAGGGGUCAUCAUAACACAACACUGAUCGUUAGAAAAUGUCAUAGCCGAGUCAUGCACAAUGGGGUUAACGAGACAUUGAUCGAAUUACGAUCCAAGUAUUGGGUAGUUAAGGGAAGACAAGAAGUUCGAAAGGUAAUUUCCGGAUGUACUACAUGCAAACGAAUUGAAGGCAAAUGUUACCGAGCACCAUUGCCACCUCCACUACCUCAAUUUAGAGUGUCUGAACACUUCGCUUAUACGCAGUUAGGAGUGGACUUUGCAGGUUCGGUGUCGUAAAGAAUGUUUACACUCGAGCUAAGACGACGUACAAGGCUUACAUCGCCUUGUUUACAUGUGCCUCUGCACGCGGCAUUCAUUUGGAACUAGCUCCUGAUCUUUCUGCGCAAGCUUACGUUCGAAGUCUACAGCGUUACAUAGGACGACGCGGAGUACCUAGCUUCCUUGUAUCGCACAAUGGGAAGACGUUCAAGAAUUCUACUGUAAAGAAAUUCAUACAGCAGUAUGGUAUCACUUGGAAAUUUAAUGUCGCUCGUGCCCCAUGGUGGGGUGGAUUUUUUGAACGCUUGGUGCGCUGUGUUAAACGAUGUUUGAAAAAGACCCUCGGCAAUGCUCGUGUUUCCUUUGAAGAAUUCGAGACUGUUUUAAUUCAAGUGGAAGGAAUUCUAAAUUCGCGUCCACUACGUACGUGCACGAAGAAAUGUGCGAACCACUCACGCCUUCAACCAUGUGUGUUGGUCGACGAUUGUUAAGUAAUCCAAUAACGCAGGAAAAGAAAACCAACGACAACCUAGUUGAUGAUGCAAGAAGGAGAGAGAGGUUCCUGACUCGAGUAUUAAAUCAUUUCUGGGAACGAUGGCGUAAGGAAUAUUUGACGGAACUAUGAGAACAGCACAAACUAUUAAAAGCAUGGUUCAGCAGGUGAUUCGAUCAGCCAGGGAGACAUUGUUGUGGUUCAUGAAGAUAAAAUUCCUCGACAGCUAUGGAAAGUCGGUAGAGUUGAAGAUUUAAUGCGUGGUCGAGACGGGAAUGUACGUGCAGCAACUAUUAGAACAUCGUCUGGAGGUCAAGUGCAGCAACUACAAAGACCGAUUCAACGAUUGUAUCCAAUUGAAAUUUCUACGAAAAACCCAGGGACUGUUCCACAGAUAAAGUUCGUUCGAGACUAUGUGCCUAAUGCAAUACAAGACUUUAAUACUUGA